Messenger RNA from Boeremia exigua, 3653 nucleotides. RefSeq lists its product as uncharacterized. Bases 379 to 3483 code for a protein of 1034 amino acids. NCBI's taxonomy places the organism in Eukaryota, Fungi, Ascomycota, Dothideomycetes, Pleosporales, Didymellaceae. The record is from RefSeq and is a predicted model, not a curated record. The transcript has 2 exons.
UCAGCUCAACUGCAUAAGCAGCCUUUUUCUUUCCUUCAGUACAGAUUUGACACUGCAAUUGCGAGUCUGGUGAGUUCUUGUCUUCAAUCCUGCUGUCCUGCCCACUCGGCUGCCCGCCAGCUCCGAUUACGGCCCCGCUCAUUGGCCUGCGCCUGCUAUCAGUCAACGCCUGGCAGCUGCUGGGCGACAAUGGCAGAUGUCGAGUGCAGCUUGUGGUGUCGUCCAUCAAUGCUUUGUCCUUGGCUGAGUGCAGCAGACAGCUUAUCUUACGCCCAGCGUUUCGAGCGUUUGGCAGUCAAAGUGCGUCACUAACGUCGACUCAGCCCACAGCUACUCCACAUCACACAUCACACACAGGCCGAGAACAAGAUAUACGCAAUGAGUACUCCGCCAUCAAUACCUCCCCGUCCAUCUCGGGCUCAGAACAGCGCUGCGCCCGCGCCAGCAAGCUCUCUUGAUCUGCCCCGGGUCCCUCCCCGCCCGAAGGGCCGCAUCGAGCGCUCCCAAUCGCCGCACAGAUUCGACCGCUCGCCGCUCAAUGACCCAACAUACGCACAUGGUGGUCCUCCCAAGGACAACCGACGUCUCAGCACCGAGGUACCUGCCCGCCCGCCGAGUGUCUCACUUCCUUCCAUCGGCCAGGAGGGUAGCGAGUAUGCCAGCUUCGAGGAUCUCUCAAAGACGCUCACAAACGAGAGCCGUGGGUCCGUCCAGCAGUCAUCGAUAGCUACCGAUCUGCCCCUGCACGCUCCAACAGCCUCGGUACCAGGCUCGACAGCAAAGCGUAACAUACAAGCUGUCACGCGUACCGAUUCCAAUCAGGCAGCUGCAGCAGGCUUUGGCAAGCUGGCGCCCGAAGACAAUGCGACUCCGGGUGCAAAGACUGGUCGUUCUGGCAGCUCCGUUGGCUCGCGACCGGCCUCACUUUACAACGACAAGGAUCACGCCGGCAUUCCCGAGAUCGGUGUUCAGGUGCCCAUGUUUCGUGGUGCUGGCGACGUCCAGGCCCCCACACCCAACCCAUACGAGCAGCAGACUGGAGGCGGCGUUGGCUUCCACAACAAGACCAGUAGCAAGUCCGGUGGCCGCCACCACGGACGUACAAAGAGUGGCCGUGAAAUAUUCCACGGCCCUCCUGGUAGCUAUGGUAUGCACGGACACGGAAAGAUCUCCAACGAUGAGUUUGAGAAGAAGUGGUAUGAGAAGCACCCCGACGAUUUGAAGCGCGAGAAGGCCGGAGAGUAUGGCCCGCAUAUCCAGGAGAACAGGAAAGAUUACCACUGGCGUGCCGAUGACCUCAACAAGGUGGUUCACAAAGCCCCCAGUGACAUUGGAUUUGGCACGUCGCGCGAAGGUGUCAGCACGCCGGACGAGCAGAUUGGAUACAGGGCUACUGAUGAAUAUGCAUCGAGAAUGGCAUCUCCUAGACCCUCUUCUUCUACGAGCCGUCCCACGAGCAAAGCUACGAACCAAGAAUCUGCACUGCGUCAGGAGACUUCGGCUGAGCAGCUGGAUGACAAUGGUGAUGUGAUUCACAUCGACCCUCCUGCCCACCCGCGCGGCAAGAUCCAUGGCGGGGGUUACGACCCACCGACUGAGGACCUCGGUCCUGAGGGAGGAAAUACCGACGAGAGAGGCGGUUGGAUCACUGAGCGUGGAUACGGCAUGCCUAUCCUUGCCUCUGACGAGGUGCAGAAGCAUCCCAACACCGAGUGGAGGCAACCUGCGAUAUCGCCUGAAUUGGAGCGGCGUCAUGAUGGCGAGUAUACGGUCAACGAGGACGGAACUCCCGCCUACAUCACGAAGCAGCGCACUCAUAGCCGAAGCUCGAGUCGAAACAACACUCAGCAGCACCGCGCUAUUGCUAACCCUACUCACUUUGGAGACAGGAGCAGUACCCCUCUCGAGUCGCACAAGGAAUACGAACCUCUGUUCCCCGAGGAUGACGAGGACGGCAAGAAGCCCAAGACCCUCGCCGACAAGGUCAAGCGACCUAAUCUUGCUCGCCACCACUUCCCUAGUCAAGACGUUUGGGAGGACGCACCCGGCAGCCUGCAACUGGAAACUACUGUUGACACUCCAGAGGCUCCUGACGAGCCUGACACUCCAGCUGGUGGUGAUGUGAGCGCCGCCCAGGUCUUUGAGGCGCCAGAGACAGAGGAGAAGCGCAAAAGUACCAUCACCAAGGAGGAUCAGCAGGAUUUCCUAUCCGAGCACACCAAGCAGUUUGCCGCCGAAAACAAGCAUUUGCGUGGAGUGCGUCCUACGACACAAAGAUUCCCGAGUCAAGAUGUCUGGGAAGAUGCGCCGGACCAUGGUCACCUUGAGACAACUGUCAGCGGGCCACAAACUCCCGACACCAAUGAGUAUGCUCCCGACUCUCCGAUCGUUGAUAAGCCUUCCAUCCCAGCUCGCCCGACGGUGCCCGCACGCCCCCAGAAGGCACAACAAGAGAUCUCACCAGUGGACAAGAAAACCCCUAUCAUUCCAGACCGUCCCAAGCCUCAAAUUCCAGUGCGCCCGAGCAAGCCUUCGCAAUCAUCGUCGGAGAAAGUUCCUACCACAGAGCGGGCUGUCGAGAAUGAUGCCCCUCAGCCGAAGGCUAAGCCCCCAGUUCCUGCGCGGCCAGCUGGCUCUAAGAUCGCUGCACUCCAAGCCGGCUUUUUGCAGGAUCUGAACAGCAAGCUGGGCCUUGGCCCGCAAGGACCAAAGGUCAAAGAACCAGAGGAAGAAAAGGUGGUGGAACCUGCUCAGCCUUUGUCGGACGCCCGCAAGGGCAGGGCUAAGGGUCCCCAGAGGCGUAAGCCUGCAGCAUCCCCAGCGCCAGCGGCAACUAUCACAGCUGAGGUUGCCGUCCCGAGGGCUAAGUUGGAUCUUGCGCCAGUCACAGCCAUCUGGAGCUUCGGCGAAGAUGGUGCCCUGGAAGUUCCUGCCGCAAGGCUAGCCACCCAGAUCCAACAUACCUUGGAUUCGCACAAGCCUACAGGGAGCGAGCAUGAGAUCGAAAAGAAAGCUGAGGUCCCUAGUGGGCUUGAGGCUAAUGACGUCCCGGCUAAGGAUAGCAAGAAGGCUACUGAAACUCCCAUCACUGAUUCUCUGAAGUCUGUCACCAUUCCAGUGGUUGAGGCCGCGAAGUCUGUUGUACCUGCGGAAGUUAGCUCCUCAUCCGAUGCGUCUGCCAAGGACGAACCCAGCAUCUUGACCAAAAUCACCGAUGCGCUUCCCUCCCUGACAUCGCAGGAAGAGUCGGUCAAGCCUGCCCCUGGUUCGUUCGAGGCUCCUGGAGCAUUCCCUGACGUUGACACGUCGGGCGAAGCAGAUUCGGAAACCAAAGAUAGCAGGCCAGAGACGACAGAGGCGCCGGCUUUGGCUCAGACGGAGUCUUCCUCUCUGACGAAGACGGAUUCUCAACCUUCAACACAGUCUCAGGGUGCCACAGAAGGCGUGCCCACUGCUCUCAGAGAAUCCGCGGCUGACGCAUAAGGCAUGUUCUGAUAUUACAGCAGGAGCGAAGGCAGUGUUGAGAUGCAGGGGCCUCGUGGUGGUUGUUCUUAUUCCCGUGUAUGUCGACAGCUAGAUCCAUUGCUACACGGCUGGUGAAAUGCAAAUUUUAGUUCAGAACUGCUUCCUAUCCUGACGCCGCCACCGGAUGC